Molecule: messenger RNA, 2364 nt
Organism: Coccinella septempunctata (seven-spotted ladybird)
Lineage: Eukaryota; Metazoa; Arthropoda; Insecta; Coleoptera; Coccinellidae
Exons: 1
Coding region: 1-2364 (787 amino acids)
Source: RefSeq, a predicted model, not a curated record
AUGAAUUUCAAGGCUGUUCGACUAGGACUGAUAUCUCAACAUAUCACAGAAGGCUCUAAGUGCAUUUAUGGAUUUGUGGAUAUAUCCGGACAUACAGUACAAGAUAUAGAGAAAUUCAACGACAAGUUAAGAUCGAAAAUCCUAUCUCUGGAAAUCAAGUUUGCCGAAAGAAGAGUGGCACAACUCGAAAGAAAACUGAAGGAGUGUAUGGGUGCCCUAAGAAAUCAAAUUCCCCCUGACGUCUUCAAUGAAUAUCAGGCAAGACAAAUAAGAUCCUACAAUGGACGUUUUAAUAAAGUUAGGAAUGUUCAAAGGAGUAAAUUUGACAGACUUAUAAAAAAGCAUAUUUCGAAGCUGUCCAUGAAGCAGUCUUGGCUGGUAAACCUCUCUGGUGUGGAGUUACCCGAGGGUGUAAAGACAAUGCUGUCACUAGGUCCCAAGUUUGGAGUCCCUCCACACAACAACCAGAUAUCCAUAAAAAAGAUUUUAUCGGAUGUAGAAUAUAUCAUAAGCGAUUUGAGCGAGAGAACUAGAGAUAUUAUUAGGGCUCAAACCACCAACAUAAUUACAAACUUCCACUUCAACAAUAUAAGAAAACCAAGCUAUUUAUAUUCAUUAUAUAAAGAAACCAGGAACUUCCUCAGAUCAAGAGAUGACUUGUUGGUGUUAAACUCAGACAAAGGUAAUGUGAGCGUUCUGAUGACAUCUGUGGACUAUUUUGAGAGAUGCGAUACGCUGGUAAACGAUGGACAGAUAUAUGAACUUUUGAAUAGAGACCCCACCAACCAAAUCGAAACAAAGAACAAUAAGCUGGUUAAAUUCCUAAAAGACUCGAAAUUUGUCGAUGUCUCUGAAGCAAGGGACCUCAUGUCAUAUGAUACUGUACCCCCACGAUUCUACGGCCUACCCAAGCUACAUAAAGAAGGAAUUCCUAUGCGACCGAUUGUGAACACCAUAGGUUCCCCUACAUCCAAACUGAGUAAAUAUAUGGCCAACAUCCUGAAGAAAUCAUUCUCAGACUAUAUGGAAUUUUCGGUAAUAAUUUCUAAGAAAUUUGCAGAGGAGAUAAAUGGCUUCAAACUACCCGACGAAUAUGAGCUAAUCUCCCUGGACGCAGUGUCACUAUUUGCCAAUAUUUCAGUGGAGCUUGUAAUAGAGAUUAUUGACCAGGAGUGGGAUUUAAUUCUCCCAAACACAGAAAUUCCAGAGGAGACAUUUAUCGACAUAAUAGAGUUCAUUUUUCAGUCCAACUAUUUCAUAUAUAAGGGCAACUUCUAUAGACAGAAAUUUGGUUGCCCGAUGGGUAACAGUCUGAUUCCCAUUUUAGCAAACAUGGUGAUGUCCUACCUCCUCAAGUUCACAUUGCCUAGAUUAUCAUUCAGGCUUCCAUUCGUUCGCCAAUACAUGGAUGACCUGAUCUUCUCUAUUCCAGUUGGAAAAGAUCUAGAAGUCUUAGAGAAGUUCAAUGAUUUUGACAACAAUAUCAAGUUCACGAUAGAAAAAGAGAAAAAUGGUACAGUACCUUUUCUGGAUACAAAGCUUUGCAGAGGUGAGGAUGGUACAAUAAGGUUGGACUGGUAUCAAAAACCAAUGAGCUCAGGUAGAUACAUAAACUAUGCCUCAUAUGCAGACAUAUCAUCAAAAACAAACAUUAUCCUGGGCCUGAAGAAGAGAAUCUUGGAGAUAACACACGAGACCUUCAAAAAACCAGCAAUUGCCAGACUCAAGAAUAUACUGGCCGACAAUGACUACCCCAACAGACUCCUACAGAAUCUACUAAACACAGACCACUAUCCCAUCAUUAGAGAAGAAAGGGAAGAAGAAAACCAAGACCCAGAGGCUUCAAUCAAGUUUGGCUCACUGCCUUACAUCAGGGAGCUAACCCCGGAACUUCUGAAGUUGUUGAGACCACAUGUGAAUAUGAAAAUAGGGAAAUACAACAUGGUAACAAACAGACAAUUUUUCAAGACAUCUCAAGAUAAAAUAGAUAAAAACAAACGUAAGAACAUUGUCUACAAGAUUAACUGUAGACACUGCCCCCCGACCUAUAUUGGACAAACCUCACAGUCCUUGGGGAGGAGGAUGACACUCCACAGAAGCGAUUCGAGAUUGAGACCUGAGCGCUGUGCACUUGCGAGACACGUUAACUCCACAGACCAUCAAAUGGAUUAUGAAAGUGUUGAAAUCCUGGACCAAGAAAGUAACUACAACAAGCGCAUCUUCUUGGAAAUGUGCUAUAUCAAGGAAAAUAAUGCGAUGAAUGAUAGAUCCGACACUAACAACCUGAGCAGUAUAUACAGUUUCUUACUUACUUGUGACAGAAAACUAUCUAGUGCCGCCACUGCCUCGACUUCGACUGUGUGA